AACCCUAACGAGAUUAACAGCCUCCGAAGUGCGGAGCUUUAUAUUCCAAGCUGUUGGCGCUGGCUUUGCUUCUUUCGUGUUGCAGCAGCAACCUCAGUCUCUUAGUUGAUCUCAGGCGUCCCUGCUUCUUCACCUUCCCCUGUUGGCUUUACCAAGGAACAGCUAAGAUGGGUCGUGUUCGCACCAAGACAGUGAAGAAGUCCUCACGUCAUGUCAUUGAGAAGUACUACUCUCGCAUGACCUUGGACUUCCACACCAACAAGAAGAUUGUUGCGGAAGUUGCUCUCAUUCCUACAAAGCGCCUUCGUAACAAGAUUGCUGGCUUCUCUACACACUUGAUGAAGCGCAUUCAGAAGGGUCCAGUUCGUGGCAUUUCACUCAAGCUUCAAGAAGAAGAGCGUGAGCGUCGCAUGGACUUUGUUCCUGAUGAGUCAGCUAUUAAGACCGACGAAAUCAAGGUUGACAAGGAGACCCUUGACAUGCUUUCUGCUCUUGGCAUGGCUGAUAUUCCUGGCCUUGUUGAAGUCGAACCACAGGCUAUGAUUGCUCGCCCAGUUUUUGGUCGCCCGGGUGUUGCUGGUAGGAGAUACUGAGAUUAUUGGGCUGUGCAGGUCGACUUGAGAUUAAACAAGUUUUGAUGGUGUUACUUAAUAUUCUUGCUACUAGUGAAUUUUGAUGUUUUUUUAUGGAUAAUAUGGCACAUUGGUUUUUUUUUUUAAUAUUGAAUUUGGAUACAAAUGUUACCUUAAAGUUCAUUGAAUUGAUGAUGGCAAUCUCUCAUAUGAUUUUUGGUUUUCAA
This is a messenger RNA of Theobroma umbraticum, 799 nucleotides long. RefSeq names its product small ribosomal subunit protein eS17x-like. Lineage: Eukaryota; Viridiplantae; Streptophyta; Magnoliopsida; Malvales; Malvaceae. Gene Ontology annotation, molecular function: structural constituent of ribosome. Gene Ontology annotation, biological process: translation. The record is from RefSeq and is a predicted model, not a curated record. Gene Ontology annotation, cellular component: ribosome.